AUGAGCGACGCCGGCUACAUCUCCUCCAAUGAUGCACGGGACACACCGUCGGACACGGCUACCGAACGCCGGUGUGACGCAGAGUUGGGAGCCGAUGUCGCCAAGAUUAGACAGGACAAAGGCCGAACUUUACGGAAGUCUUGCGACCGAUGCCACCAGCAGAAACUCCGUUGCAUUGGCGGCGGCCGGACCACGCUGACCCGGUGCUUACGCUGCCAGCGCGCCGGAGCCGAGUGCGUGUACAGCGCGAGAUGCAACAAACAGAGCCACAGGAACAAGAAUGACGCAUGCGACUACGUCCGUGUGAAGCCUUUGUCUGCAAAAUCCGACACGUCGAGGUUGGCCGAUAUCGAGACCGGGUUUGACCCCCAUCUGAUGAACUGCGACGAUCUCUUCACACGCCUUCCCUCCUGGGACACUGCCUCGCUUGCUGGCUACACCAUGCCGCUGCCUCCGAGCUCCGGCUUCUUAGAUGUAUCGCUGAGUGCCGGUGAACCGUUCUCCAUCUCAAGCAGCUCGGCUACUCCCGAGCUUGAUUGCGGACUCCAGGACAGUGCUUCUGACCUACCCGGACGUCUCGCGAAUGUGUGCCAGGCUUUGGAAGCGGCUUACACGAAGGUGCUAGGGGACCAGGCCACUCAGGCCACUCAGGAUUGUCCCAUAACCGAAGCCUACGGCGUCUUCGACCGUUUUCUGGCAGUGCUAAUGGUACAUGAAAUGGCGGCCAUCAUGACGCCUCGGAUACCUCAGACGCCCUCGGACGAGUACAUGCGGACCAAAUUGGCAUCGAUGGCGGUGCACGGCUACGUCCUGUGCAUGAAGCUCAUGAGGUCCUUCUCUGAACAGGUGCUUCUCAGCCUCCUGGCAACGCCUCUCCCGGCAUCGCGUCUUUCUCUCUCGGGCCCAAGGUCUUCAGACGCGCCACGCCUGGGAGCUCGAGCGCACUUGUUUUCUGGCACGGGUCACGUUCCAAACAAUCCCAAGCUGGGGGACAUGUAUGUUUCCAUGACCGACCCUUUCCAGCACGUCCUCAACUCCAAGCUCAACAUACUCGAGACGGGCAGCAAGUUGCUCAGCAAUAUGGAGCACUUGCUUGGUAUUCCUCCCGACCUUGGAGGCGGCAGUUUGUCGUCAGCAAGUCGAUCUUCAGAGCAGGUGGUGCUCGAUUCGCAUGUGACCCCGUCGUUGCCGGCACGCCUCGUCGCAUCCAUAUGGGAGGAUGAUGCAAGCAUAAACAAUACGUCUGUUGUAGCAUACUUCCGGCGCUGCCGUGCCGCUAUCUUGGGCCUCGCAGAUGUCGCAAGUCCAGCACAUCAAUAG
Molecule: messenger RNA, 1320 nt
Organism: Hirsutella rhossiliensis
Lineage: Eukaryota; Fungi; Ascomycota; Sordariomycetes; Hypocreales; Ophiocordycipitaceae
Exons: 2
Coding region: 1-1320 (439 amino acids)
Biological process (GO): regulation of DNA-templated transcription
Molecular function (GO): zinc ion binding; DNA-binding transcription factor activity, RNA polymerase II-specific
Source: RefSeq, a predicted model, not a curated record